UUGUCAUAAAAAUAGUCACGAUUGGCUCGGAGCAGUAAAAUAAAUAUACAAUAAAACAUAUGGAGUGAAGCAAAGUAAAAGCGUGUAAAACCGAUUAUUAGAGCUUACUACAAUAAAACUAUGGAAGAAAAACAUGAAAACCAUACUUGUAAUUCUGUAUAUUAUUCGUACAAGUAGACCAUCAUGCACACACUUUAUACAACCACUUGACGCUUGCGUGCAAUCAGAAAUUUGUAACCAUACGUGGAUUCCUGUUUGUGGUCAAAAUGAAAACACUUCAAUACGACGAACGUUCGGUGACUUGUGUGACAUGUUAGAAUACAACUGUGAUUUUAAAACAGUAUACAGGGAAAUCAGCCGAGAAGAGUGUGUAAAUACAACCACUAUAUCAGCGCGUAAAUCAAUAUUAAUACCCAGUGAUACUACUACAGCUUCAUAUAUUUAUGAUGAUGAUGAUUACCUUACUAAUCUCCCUGUAAAUGACACAGCACUGUCAACAUUUUAUUUGAGACCGCCUGACGAAUCAACAGAUGCUGCCACGUUUUUUAGUACAAUCUCAGAAAACCCACUGAUAAACGUUCUCACAUAUGGGUUCAAAUAUAGACGUCAAAAUACAGAUCCAUUAUCAUCUUCAUCUACAGAAAAUGAGAUCACUUUGUCUAUGAAGUCAUACAAAGCAUGUACGUGUUCAACGCCUACUAAUACCACUACAACGGCAAAGACUACAACAACUACAUCGACUACUACUACAGUUCCAAAUACUACAACGACUACUUUGUCUACCGAGGCAUCUAAAGCAUGCACUUGUUCAACGAAUGCUAUUACCACUUCAACGACACCUAGUACACCUAGUACUACACCUACUACUACACCUACAACCAUUACUCCUAGUACAUCAACGACUAAUUUAUCUACUGAGGCAUGUAAUGUAACCGAUGGUAGAGCAUGCACGUGUUCAACAACUACUACAACAACAAUGGAAACGACGCCAUCUACUACCACUACAAUGUCUACAAUCACAACACUUACUAGUAAUGUGUCUACUGAGUUUCCUAGUGCAAUGACUAAUACAACAAAGUCUGAAACAACCCCUAAAACUACUACGACUACUGUUUCUACUGAGUCACCUAAAGCAUGCAAGUGUUCAACGCCUAUAAUGACCACUACAACGGCAGCGACCACAGCUAGUACUACUACAACAAUAUCCGCCACACCUAGUACCACUACAGCUAGUACAUCUGCAACCGUUACAACUAGUACCAGUUCAACUACUGUGUCUACGGAGUCGUUUAAAUCAUGCACUUGUUCAGCGCCUAUUGAUACCAACACAACAACAUCGACCAUACCUAGUACCACCACGUCUACUGCGACUACAUUAUCUACUGACGCGUCUAGUGUAACCAAUGGUAGAGCAUGCACGUGUUCAACGCCUAUAAUCACCACUACAACGGCAGUGACCACAGCUAGUACUACUACAAAAAUAGCCACCACACCUAGUACCACUACAGCUAGUACAUCAGCAACCGUUACAACUCCUAGUACCAGUACAACUACUGUGUCUACGGAGUCAUUUAAAGCAUGCACUUGUUCAGCGCCUACUGAUACCACCACAACAACAUCGACCACACCUAGUACCACCAUACCUACUACAUCGACAACCAUUACAACCCCAAGUACAUCAACGACUACUUUAUCUACUGAGGCAUCCAGUGUAACCGAUGGUAGAGCAUGCACGUGUUCAACAUCCGCUCCUACAACAACAAUGGAAACGACGCCAUCUACUACAACUACAAUCUCAACACCUAAUACUAGUGUGUCUACUGAGUUAUCUAGUGCAACGACAAAUACAACAAAGUUUAAUACAACUACUAUGACUACGACAACAGUCGAGUCGUCAACGCCAUGGAAAGGAUGUGGACAUCCAGGAUGCGAUAUAGUGGCCACCUGGGCGACAACAGUUAAAGGGGAAACGAGAGACUAUUAUCAGAUUCUUAGGAGCAAAUACGGCCAUCUUCCUUUCAGGAGAAGGAAACAUAUUCAAGCAUUAAGAUACACCACUCAUUAUCCUCCAGGAUUUCCGUUUUCAAGGCCUCGACGUCGUUAUCGUUUUCGUCCUUUGGGUCCUUAUAAGCAAUUUUAUGGACAUCAUGUCGAAGGCUAGCUUUAUUUAUCUACUUAACAAUGAGAUUAAAUUAUGCCAUGACGGAGAUCUUGUGGCGUGGGAGCGGUAAUGUCAAGGAGGGUACAUUAACUGAGCACUGAUUUUUAUCGGAUAAAACUAACAUGGUGGAUAAGUGCCCAAUCACAACACAGCAAUGUUGAGAUUUGAAUGUUGGUUGUAAUCACACAUGCAUGCAAAUUUAAAUUAUGUGCGUCUGGAUUCUGCCGCAUAUUGACACUUUAGUGAACUCAAUCAG
Molecule: messenger RNA, 2417 nt
Organism: Cydia strobilella
Lineage: Eukaryota; Metazoa; Arthropoda; Insecta; Lepidoptera; Tortricidae
Product: mucin-2-like
Exons: 4
Coding region: 134-2161 (675 amino acids)
Source: RefSeq, a predicted model, not a curated record